Verruconis gallopava is the source of this 2634-nucleotide messenger RNA. RefSeq names its product NADH-ubiquinone oxidoreductase 78 kDa subunit, mitochondrial. Gene Ontology annotation, molecular function: NADH dehydrogenase (ubiquinone) activity; iron-sulfur cluster binding. The record is from RefSeq and is a predicted model, not a curated record. Gene Ontology annotation, biological process: ATP synthesis coupled electron transport. The transcript is spliced from 6 exons. Bases 57 to 2309 code for a protein of 750 amino acids. Gene Ontology annotation, cellular component: membrane. Lineage: Eukaryota; Fungi; Ascomycota; Dothideomycetes; Venturiales; Sympoventuriaceae.
CUCACUUUGAAUCAAUUGACAGCAGAAACCGUCAAUUGCGUGCAACGCACAUAACAAUGCUGAGUCGACAGCUGCUGAGGUCAAGUUCAAGGCUGCAAAGGCCUCUUCUACUGAAUGCGUCGCGUUCAUUCAGCUCCAGUGAUGGACGGUCCGCAGAAGUCGAGCUCACGAUAGACGGGAAGAAGGUGUCGAUUGAAGCUGGAUCCGCUCUCAUCCAGGCGUGCGAGAAAGCCGGAUCAACUGUGCCGAGAUACUGCUACCAUGAAAAGCUCAUGAUUGCUGGCAACUGCCGCAUGUGCCUGGUAGAGGUGGAGAGGGCCCCGAAACCAGUGGCAUCGUGUGCAUGGCCUGUUCAACCAGGUAUGGUGGUCAAGACAAAUUCACCCUUGGUGCAUAAAGCAAGAGAAGGCGUCAUGGAGUUUCUGUUGGCAAAUCAUCCACUAGAUUGCCCCAUCUGCGAUCAAGGUGGCGAGUGCGAUUUGCAAGACCAGUCAAUGCGCUAUGGUGCAGAUAGAGGCAGAUUUCAUGAAAUUGGAGGCAAGCGCGCCGUUGAGGACAAGAAUAUAGGACCCCUGAUUAAGACUUCGAUGAACAGAUGUAUUCAUUGCACACGCUGUAUCCGAUUUGCCAAUGACGUCGCGGGUGCUCCAGAGUUAGGUUCGACUGGACGUGGCAACGAUCUUCAGAUCGGCACCUACCUCGAGAAGAACCUUGACUCGGAAAUGUCAGCGAAUAUCAUCGACCUUUGCCCAGUUGGAGCACUCACAUCGAAACCGUAUGCAUUCAAAGCAAGGCCUUGGGAGCUUGCUCACACAGAGACGAUUGACGUCUUAGACGGCCUAGGCUCGAACAUCCGUGUUGACUCAAGAGGUCUCAUAGUCAUGAGAGUUCUCCCACGCCUUAACGAUGAUGUCAACGAAGAAUGGAUCAAUGACAAGUCCCGGUUUGCAUGUGAUGGCCUGAAUACUCAGCGCUUGACAAUACCCCUCAUCCGACGUGGUGACGAUUUUGAGCCGGCAUCGUGGGAGCAGGCUUUGGUUGAGAUAGGCGAGGCAUAUAAGAGAAUCAAACCCAGGACGAACGAAUUCAAGGUAGUUGCCGGGCAGCUCGUUGAAACCGAAUCACUUGUUGCCAUAAAGGACCUUGCGAACAAGCUAGGUCAUGAUAACCUUGCUUUGGACCAACCGUUAGGUGACCAGCCACUUGCACACGGUGUUGAUUUGCGCACGAACUUCGUCUUUAACUCGAGGAUCUACGGUGUAGAAGAGGCGGAUUGCAUCCUGCUUGUGGGCACCAAUCCCCGCCAUGAAGCUGCCGUUCUCAACGCGAGAAUUCGAAAGCAUUGGCUGAGAUCUGACCUUGAGAUUGGCUUGAUUGGCGAGGCUUUUGAGAGCACAUUUGACGUGGAGCAUCUUGGUGCUAAUGUCCAUGACCUGAAGAAGGCGCUCGCUGGGCCUUUUGGCAAGAAACUAGCUGCUGCUAAAAAACCGAUGAUCAUUGUGGGUAGUGGCAUUGUUGAACACGCCGAUGGUCGAGCUGUCUUUGAACAAGUCGGUUCGUUUGUGGAAAAGCACAAGACCAACUUCCAAACCCCAGAGUGGAAUGGUUACAAUAUUUUGCAACGAGCUGCGUCUCGGACUGGUGCUUACGAAGUUGGCUUUACAGUCCCAUCUCCUCAAAUUGCACAGGUUCAGCCCAAGAUUGUUUGGCUGUUGGCUGCCGACGAAAUCAGCGAAUCUGAUAUCCCAAAGCAUGCUUUCGUUAUUUACCAGGGCCAUCAUGGCGACAGAGGUGCUGCAAUGGCAGACAUUGUCCUUCCAGGUGCAUCUUAUGUUGAAAAGAGCGGCACAUAUCUCAACACCGAGGCUCGCGUGCAGACCACUCGGAAUGCCGUAGCACUUGUAGGUGCAGCAAGAGAAGAUUGGAAGAUUAUACGUGCCGCUAGCGAAUAUCUGGGUGCCCCACUUCCGUACGACGAUAUUGAAGCCCUUAGGGAUCGCAUGGAGGAGAUUUCGCCUGCGUUGAGACGAUAUGAUGUCGUAGAGGGUUCUGGUCUGGCUACAUUAAGCAAGGUUCAGCUCGUGGAUCAAAACAAAGGGGCAAAGGUUUCGGGUGAGUCCUUCAAAAAUGUCAUUGAAGACUUCUACUUCACGGACGUGGUUUCGAGAAGCUCACCAACGAUGGCGAGAUGCUCUGCAGCAAAAGCGCAGAAGAUUGCAGACACGAAUUUCAUGGCACCAGGCGAGCCAAACCCUCAAGUCAAUUACGGCCCACCUGACAGUCCCGCGGCGUUGCAAGCUGGUGGAUAGAAUAUAUCCAACAUUCCUUUCCUUCUGAUGUGCGAAAAGCAAUUGUAACAGUGGCCGCAAGUGCUGUGCAUUUCUGUACUGUGGUUAUGUUUGAGAUUACAGUUGUAUAUAGGUUAUCCUUAGAAUGUGCAGCAUACACACUUUUGAAGUUCGCAAGUCAUCUGCCGAAUUUUUCAUGUUACCAAGUUCAAGAAGCUACCAUGUUUUUUCGAAGUUUCAAAUUUGCAAUAGAGUUUUGACCCCAGAUUCGUAGCUGAAAAAUCAGCACCCACCACGCGAUCGGGUUGCGUAUCGCCUACGCUUUACUAAUUCAUUAUCUAAACUA